AUGUCGCGUGUAGGGAAGAAGACUGGCGCUGCCCUACUAGCCGAAUUGCGAGCGAACCGCGCGGCGGGCAAGACGCGUUUGUCCACAUACGAAGUCGCCGAAGAGGAGCAAUUGUACGACGAGGUCGACGAAGAGGGGUACAAGAAGAUUGUGCGGGGAAGACUGGAUAAAGAUGACUUCGUCGUCGGCGACGAGGGCGAGGGAUACGUUGAUGACGGCAGAGAAGAGUGGGAUGACGGACAGGGUCAAUACCACUAUGCUGCCACGGAUAGCGAAGAAGACGACGAGCGGCCCGCCAAGGGCAAGGCUGGUAUGGUGUCAAUCAUCAAGCCCAAGCGGAAACGCGAAGAAGACGAGGAGAAGCGAAAAAAGAUCGACAAUGGCAUCAGCAAGUACUUCAGUGCGAAGAACGCUGCAAAGGCACCUAAAGCAAAGCCUGUUGCCACCGCCGCCGACAAGGACUUCAUGGAGGACCUGUUAGGCGAGAUGAACACAAACCCCGUCCGCUUAUCCACGAACCGAAUGCGACCCGUCAAAACAGAGGCACGCCGAAAAACACGCGUACUUUCACCUCCUAUCUCGGAGAACCGACCGGCUCCGACUACAAGGCGAAGCAAUGAUUCAGACGCACACAUGCCAGAUACACCACCGGCAACGAAUGCAUACGUCGACGAUGACGACCUCCCCGUACUCGACGAUGAUCAGCCUAUGAGCGACCUCCCACUACAAUCGUCACCUGUCGCCAAAGCCGUAGAACGAAGAGCACAGCCUGCGAUCAAACAAGAAGAAGACGAAGAUGACCUCAUGGAGGUUGCUCAACCCACGACACAUCUUGGUGUGCCAAUCACCAGUGUCAACAUGGCGGGUAGGCGACCGAUAGCAAAGCUCAAGAAAGAAGACUAUCCCACACCCGCCAGCUCGUCGCCCGUUGCACCUUCUUCAGCACCUGUCGAUGCUUCUUCCUGGAACGACGUUACAAGCAAGCUCAACGUUAUGAGCAGCCCCGCUCCAGCGACCACUGGCAUGGGCAAGAUACAACCACAGGACGCGGUGGAAGAGGAUGGUAGCUUACGCAUGUUCUGGAUUGACUACACCGAAAUCAACGGUAGCUUGUGUCUAUUCGGCAAGGUCAAGGACAAGAAGUCGGGCAACUACGUCAGUUGCUUUGUGAAGGUCGAUAACAUCCUCCGAAAGCUAUAUUUCCUACCCCGUGAAUACCGUCACAUCAGAGGGGUAACCACCGACGAAGAGGUUGGCCUGAGCGAUGUAUCAGACGAGGUUGACUCUAUUAUGAGCAAGCACCGCGUAAAUCUACACAAGAUUAAGCCGUGUACUAGGAAGUACGCCUUCGAGUUGCCCGACAUACCCAAGGAAGCCGACUACCUGAAGCUCCUUUAUGGAUACGACAAAAUGCCACUAUCCUCUGAUCUAAAGGGUGAAACCUUUUCUCACGUCUUCGGAACCAACACAUCCCUUUUCGAGCAGUUCGUGCUCUGGAAGAACGUCAUGGGACCGUGCUGGCUCAAGAUUGAUGCUCCCGACUUUGGUUCUGUUGCAAACGCUUCUUGGUGUAAGCUUGAAGUUGCAGUCAGCAAGCCCAACAACAUAACAGUCGUCAGUGCGUCGGACAAUCUUGACGCACCCCCAAUGACACUCAUGAGUCUCUCCCUACGGACUACUUUCAACGCGAAGGACAACAAGCAAGAGAUCUUGGUCGCCAGUGCUAUGAUCUACGACAACUUCUCCUUGACCGACACGACACCCGUGGACCAGAUGCAGUGCAAGAGCUUCACCAUUAUGCGGCCGAACGGCGCAGCUUUCCCAGUAGGCUUUGACAAAGAAGUGGAGAAGGUUAAGGGCAACAUGUACAUGAAGAAGACUGAGCAGGAACUUCUGAGCCUGCUGAUGGCGAUGUUCCAGCGGCACGACCCGGACGUCCUCGUCGGACAUCGCUUGGACGACGUGGAUUACAGCGUUUUGCUAAGCCGUCUGCGUGAAAAGAAGACACCGGGAUGGCACCGCAUUGGGCGACUCAAGAGAAGCGACUGGCCCAAGAGCAUGGGCAAGGGCGGCGGAAGUUUCUUCGCUGAGAAGCAACUAGCUUCUGGUCGCUUGCUGUGUGACCUGGCUAAUGAUCUCGGAAAGUCUCUGAUGCCCAAGUGUCAAUCGUGGAGUCUUGAGGAGAUGGUCCAGCUUGGGCUCAACAAGCGACGUGAAGAGCUCGACAACGAGGCCGCGCUCAAGACUUGGGCGACGACGAAGGAGGGUCUCCUCAACUACAUCAAGCACUGCCAAGCCGACGCCUACUUCAUCGCUGCGAUCUCGAUAAAGGUGCAAAUGCUUCCACUCACCAAGGUUCUCACCAACUUGGCGGGUAACUCCUGGGCCCGAACACUGAGUGGAACUCGUGCCGAACGUAACGAGUACAUUUUGCUCCACGAGUUCCACAAGAACAAGUACAUUUGCCCGGAUAAACAGUGGGGCAAGAGCAAAGUAAAGGCCGAGGAAGAAGCAGCCGAGGGCGAAGAAGGUGCGGAUGCCAAAAAGAAGGACAAGUUUAAAGGUGGUCUUGUCUUCGAGCCCGAGAAGGGUCUCUACGACAAGUUUAUUCUGGUCAUGGACUUCAACUCCCUUUACCCCAGUAUCAUCCAGGAGUUCAACAUUUGCUUCACCACCGUCGAACGAUCCGAUCUCUCGGAAGAUGACGACAAGGUGCCCGAAGUCCCCACAAACCAAGACCAAGGUAUCCUACCGCGCCUUAUUGCUACACUCGUCUCACGACGUCGCGAGGUGAAGAAGCUCAUGAAGGCCAAGGAUGCCACUCCAGAUGAGUUGGCAACUUGGGACAUCAAGCAAAUGGCUCUGAAGCUCACUGCCAACUCUAUGUACGGAUGUUUGGGAUACACCAAGUCUCGAUUCUACGCUCGACCACUCGCUAUGCUCACGACAUACAAGGGUCGUGAGAUUCUCCGCAAAACCAAGGACAUGGCCGAGGAGAAGGCAUUGCGCGUCAUCUAUGGUGACACUGAUUCCGUCAUGAUCAACACAAACGUCGAUAACAUUCAGGAUGCGCUGAAGCUGGGCAACGAGUUCAAGAAAGAGGUCAACGACAGCUACAAGCUUUUGGAGAUCGACAUCGACAACGUCUUCCGCCGUAUCCUGCUGCAUGCGAAGAAGAAAUAUGCUGCCAUUAACAUGGUCCCUGUCGAUGGCAAGUACAUCGAGAAACUCGAAGUCAAAGGUCUCGACAUGAGGCGCAGGGAGUACUGUGCUCUGUCCAAGGAGACAUCAACGGAAUUGCUCAACUUCCUACUUAGUGGUGAAGAUCCUGAAGUAGUCGUUGAGAAGAUCCACAACCACCUUCGCGAGCUGAGCAAACAGAUGCGCGAGUACGCCGUUCCAGCUCGCAAGUACACCAUCUACACGCAGCUCGGAAAGAACCCCAAGGAGUACCCCAACGGUAACUCGAUGCCCUCUGUCCAAGUCGCACUUCGCCUUCAAGCCAAGGGUAAACACGUCAAGGCCAAAGAUGUCAUGAGCUUCAUCAUCACAGGUGAAUCAUCUGGCUCGGCCGAGAGCGCAGCAAAGAACGCAUAUCCCGUUGACGAAGUUUUGAAAGCCGACAGUGAGCUGAAGCCCGACAUUGACUACUACCUCCACAAGCAAAUUCUGCCACCAGUGGAGCGUCUCUGCGCGCCCAUCAGCGGAACAAACAUCACUCUCCUCGCAGCGUGUCUUGGCCUUGACACAUCCAAAUACCGUGUGAGUACCGUUUCAGGAGGCGCACAACAAGACACCGAAAUCCACCCUCUGGAGUCACAGAUCCCAGACUCUGUGCGCUUCCAAUCAUGUUCGCCGCUUUGGCUCCGCUGCCGAGGAUGUACGACAGUAUUCCCAUUCCAAGGCCUCUCUUCGACAUCACCAACGUCGGUAUCGUUGCAGACCAUCUCGCACAGUGGUAUACAAUGUCCUGCUGAAGGCUGUGGGAAGAUACUACAGAACAUCAGUGUAGUGGCUCAGCUCGAAUCCUCCAUCCGCCAAGUUCUCGCUUCCUACUACGCAGGUCACGUUGUAUGCGACGAUCCCCAGUGCUCAAAUCGGACGCGAAGUAUAUCCGUCUAUGGACACCGGUGUCUUGGUCCAAAGGGACUCGCUCGAGAUUGCUUGGGCAAAAUGACCUACGAGAUCAAGGAGCGCGACGUCUGGAACCAGCUGUUAUACUACCAAUCCUUGUUCGACGUCGACCGUGUUGGUACAAUGGAUGGUGGUGUCAAGACGGAAGACAUGGAGAGGAAGGAGAAGAUCAAGGUACUGGCGGAAGUCAACAGAGAGAGAUUUGGCACGCUGAAAGGUGUGGUGGAGCGGUGGUUGGAGAGGAAUGGAAGGCAGUGGGUGCAGAUGGAUAGCCUGUUUUCUUUUGCGCUUAAGGCAUAG
Alternaria viburni is the source of this 4434-nucleotide messenger RNA. RefSeq lists its product as uncharacterized. Gene Ontology annotation, cellular component: alpha DNA polymerase:primase complex. Gene Ontology annotation, biological process: leading strand elongation; lagging strand elongation; mitotic DNA replication initiation. The transcript is spliced from 4 exons. The record is from RefSeq and is a predicted model, not a curated record. NCBI's taxonomy places the organism in Eukaryota, Fungi, Ascomycota, Dothideomycetes, Pleosporales, Pleosporaceae. Gene Ontology annotation, molecular function: chromatin binding; DNA replication origin binding; pyrimidine nucleotide binding. Bases 1 to 4434 code for a protein of 1477 amino acids.